Messenger RNA from Penicillium salamii, 528 nucleotides. The record is from the annotation of a GenBank genome assembly. NCBI's taxonomy places the organism in Eukaryota, Fungi, Ascomycota, Eurotiomycetes, Eurotiales, Aspergillaceae.
AUGGACUCCCCAAACAGCUCGCCAGACCAGGAAAAGCAAGGAGAACAGCAGCCCAAUGAAUUGCCAAUCCUUAAUGAUGAGGACAAUAAUGUGGAACCUUCUGAUCAUGUCCCUCCUUUGACCUCCCCUUCGCAACACGAAGAAGAAACAAGACAUACCUUGGCGACCAAGCCGUUUCAACCCACCUUGAAGGUGCUAGCAGGCCUCGAACGCGACGAUCCCAAGUUUGCCUUUCUAGCAGCUCGACUUGUUGGACUCUAUCGACGCCUAUGGGAGUCGUGUGUGUCCAAGCAUAUCGAUGGCCAGAAGCUAGAGCAGAGCAAUCAGAACUUAAAGGAGGCUGGUACACACCUGAGAAAAGAGAGGGACGGACUUCAGCUUCGCCACGACAAGCAGCUAGCUCGACUGCGCUUUUUUGAGCAGGCACUGGAAUCAUCUCGGGAACGACUGACUAGCCUACUCGAUGACUGGAACUACCCCUACAGUCCCAAUUUGGCAGGGCUGACGGACGCCGCAAGAGAAGAGUAA